AUAGUUUUUUUUUCUUUAUCGGAUACAAUAAUUUUUUUGUAAUAUUUGCAUGGCAUGGCACUUUUUGUUUCUAUUCAUUUUUCUAACUUUGAAGGGAUCUUAAUACAUACUAAGAAUAAACUCAGCACGUCGCUUUAUUAGUUACAUAAGUAGAAAAAUUAGUUAGAACACGCCGUGGUCCAGAAUACCAUGUACCAAGACGAGGAUAUAAAUGAGAUCCAAAGGCAAAUGGAUUCAUGGAAUCCUAUGCAGGAAGACUACACCAAUAGUCAAUUUAAUAAGUAUAGUACUGGGCCUGGUGCAUAUUUAGAUCCUGCUUUGCAGCCUGCCCAACAAGCCAAAGAAACAAGGCAACAGCCCAAGAAGGAUAAUCAAAGUUCUAAGGAAAAAUAUGUGCCUUACUUGGUAUUGAAGCAUUUGCCGCAAGGAACUACCAAGAAGGCAAUUACUAAUAUUUGUUCCCGAUAUGGUGUUGUAACCGAUGUGCGUGAUAGCACGAAAAAUGACUAUUUCUUCGUCGAUUUCCCAACUAUAGCCGAAAUGGAGUCCGUAUACCGCGCUUUGGUAAAAAACAACUACGGUUUUCAUGUUCUUGUCGGCAAGCAAAAAAGUAAACAACAAACCGAGCCAAUAGUUUCCGAUGUAGAAAAUAACCUGCCACUUAUAAAAGUUGAUAAGGAUGGAAUUGAUUUAGAAAAUAGAACCUAUCGAACAUCGGAGAAACAUUUGCCAAGACCGCACUUCGAGCGAAAGCCGAUGGUUAGUCUUAAAAGUUAUGAAGCGAAAAAUUCGCUUUUACAACGAAAUGAUCCCCACAGACAUUACUUGAUUAACGAAGAUGCACAUGAACUUGAGCGCUCAGGUUUAAAGGAGGGCAUGCCACAAAGUAUGGAAAAUUCAAAGUACAAAUAUCGGACAGGCAGAGCAUACAUUGAGAUGCCAGAGAAAUCUAAAAACUUUGUCGAAGAAAAGUCCCGCAAAUCCUUGGGGAGCUAUGACACAGCACGGCGUGUAUAUGAAAACAACCAUGAAGGCAGAAAAAUUGGGAGACCAGUUAAUGUGGGACAGUGCACCUAUUGCCAACGUAUAUGUGAUAUAGUUUGCGCACGCUGUCAGACGUACUUCUGUGGUUUGGAAUGCCAACGUACGGCAUGGCCGAAACAUCGCCAAAUUUGUGGAAAAGAAAAUCAAUGUAGGAUAAACAAUUUAAAAAGUACCAACUUCCCAAAGUCGAAUUCUAAUGCUGAAUCUGAAAGUAAUCGGGUGCAGAGUUCGGCAAAUACUUCUGCGUCGUCAGAAGCAAACUUGUUGCCCAAAAAUGAUCAAAAACAAUCUGAGUCGCGAUCAGCAGAAAUUCCACGUAGUGGAAGUUUAAUUACUCUCACAUCCAUUAGCAAAACGAAUAUCGUAUUUAUACGUUCAAAAGCUGAUGAAGAAAAUUAUAACUUCUUCAAACUUAUUAAUGAAGUGCAAAGCGAUGCUAAGAAUAUGAAGAAAUUGUCAAAAUUGCCAAGCUGUGGGCAGAUUGUUAUUGUUGAUUUCGAAGGCCAAUUCAAUCGUGCGAUGGUACUAAACAGUGACGAUGAGCAGCGCGUCAAAUUGAUUUAUAUUGAUUAUGGAAAUUUGGAUGCACGAAAGUUUGAAGAAUUGUAUGAGGCGCCUCGGCAAUUUGUCGAUAUACAACGCUUUGCUGUGCCUGUAAUUCUGAAAGAUGUGCCCGAAAUGUAUAUGACUGAAGAGAUUCGUAAAUUUAUGUAUUCCUACUUAAAUUGCAUUGAUUUGGUUAUAAAAUAUGAAACCGAAACCGAUUGUUUAGCAGACAAGGGAGUUUAUAAGGUGGAAUUGAUUGAUGGUACAACGAAUCAGAAUUUCAACAAAAUGGUUGCUAAAAUAUGCAAACCCACAGAGCCGCUUAAUCCAGAUGAAGCAUAUUUUGCUAAUUAUUUGCCACGGAAGCAAUUACCAGAAGGCGAAAAUAUUGAACUGGUCGUUAUGGAUAACUCCUUGCUUCAAACGGGCUGCAUAUCUUGUACCACAAAGGAGUGGGCUAUAGAAAUCGAGAAAUUCCAAGCUGAUCUUCAGACCUAUGCUGAGUCGUUAAAAGAGCAGUGUUACACUCCACGUGUUAGCGAACUUUGCAUUGCCAAAUAUAAAGUAGAUGACAAAUGGUAUCGCGGCCGUUGUCUGGAAAUUGUUGGCGAUGGAUACCCGAGUAUUGUAUUCAUCGACUAUGGCAACAUAGAAAAGAUCAAUGUAAAGGACAUCAGGCGUUAUCCAGCACAGUUUACUUUUCCCAUAUACACAUGUGAUUGCGGGAUUGAAGGUUUGCCGGAACCUGAAUGCGGUGCUGAUUUAGUUCAGAAGUUAGAAGAAGUCAUACCUAAUGGCAGUACAAUACUUUGCAACAAUGUUGAAAUUUAUAAAGAAGACAAUUUCCAUGUCGUAACAUUAACCAAACUAAUUCAAAAACUGAAAUUAGAAGGUUUACUUAAAGAAGGAUAAAUACUAAAUAUACACAAAUACAAAUUAAUUCUUCCUUAUCCUGAGUU
This is a messenger RNA of Rhagoletis pomonella (apple maggot), 2549 nucleotides long. Its product is annotated as protein vreteno. The transcript is spliced from 8 exons. The coding region runs from base 190 to 2502 and encodes 770 amino acids. NCBI's taxonomy places the organism in Eukaryota, Metazoa, Arthropoda, Insecta, Diptera, Tephritidae. The record is from RefSeq and is a predicted model, not a curated record. Gene Ontology annotation, molecular function: nucleic acid binding.